AUGUCCAACAGACGUGGUGGGAAAUCAUCUCCCUCUUCUCGUAGACCUGUAGCUUCUAAUCAGGGGCCUGAUACGGUGUUUAAAGAAAAAUAUGGCCCUUACCCGGGACAACCGAACGAUAGACACAGCGGAUUAACGCCGAUCGUGCCGCACAUUACAAGAGGCGGAGUUGGGAAAGUCGAUGCGAGUACAUUACGAAGAGAACAGCAACAGAGGAAUGCAUUUUAUAACUUUACAGCAAAGCAAUUGCUUGAUCUGGAUGCGAAUAUAACAUCGACAAGACCUUUGAAAGGAAGCGAUUUGAACAUUCCAUUACUACCCUGCUUCAAAAGAGACCGGUGGAAAACAAAUGGCAAGCCAUAUGCUCUUGGUCAAUUAGGACCCGGAAAAUGGUUUGCUACAAAUGAUGUUGUGUGGGAAUUAUUACAACCAACUCUUCAACUUGCCUCAAUGUUAUUAAUAAACAUUCAGAAUGACUUGUAUGAUACUUUAUUGUGUGGCAAACGAAUCCCAAUCGAUCCUGAAAGAAUUCCUGAAAAUCUACCAGAGCGCGCCACACCACAAUUCCUAGAGACGCUUUUUUCUAUCAAGUCGAGAGGAUUAGCUCCAGAUGAUCCAUCUCUCCAAAAGAGCAAAAAGAUGCUUUUACACGCACUGUCAAGUUUCGCUUUCUUGAAAUUCAAAGACACUUCCGUGACUUUUUCUUUCAAUGGCUGUACUAAGUGCGGAUUGCAGAGAAUUCCAGAUAGUCCACCACUUCUUCACUGUCACAUUAUUUUAAACCAUACCAACCUCGAACCUUUACUACGACCUAAUAUCACAGCUUCGGAAAAGCUGGCAUAUCAGUGGAGAGUGGCCGUAACACUCACUCAUGAAUGUUUUCAUGCAAUGUUCAAUAUUAGCGACUUUAUUCGGGCAAAAAGAGAUAAAAUUCUGUCAAAUUGGAACCUGGGCUCGGAGUGCGGCUUUUUGAUGGAGCAGGUUGGUCUUGGUGGUGUUACUCGUGGAGAGAAGAACCCAAAGGGCUCUUUGUACCCUACAAUCGCUCUUUUCUGGACCGAGUGGCCAACGGUAUAUUGGGCGAGCUAUGUGUCGAAUUUUAUUUUAAAAACACCCGCUCUCAACCCCCGGUACAAUUUUUACCCCAUACCAGUAACUUACUUUGAAGAUGUUCACCAGAUGACUUUCUGGCUUCAUACCGUCAGAAUAUUUGGUACCAAGAUGCUUGCCCUUAGAUCCAAUAAGGUAAGGAUGCAGGUUACUCGACUUCCGCAUUUUCCUGACGCACAUGUACUAAGUACGGAUGAUGACGAAGUUAAACACUUUGAGUGGAAAGCUACGCAUUUAAGUUUAAAAUCAAAGCAGGAUAUGAGUCCAGAUGAACGAAGAGCUUGCAAAGCUGGGGAUGAUUUGAUCAAGAGGGCAGAAUUGAAUGAGGAGUUUUUCAUCAACAGCUUAGAACAAUCCAAUCAAUUGAAGGCUAUCGUUGAUUUUAACAAAAGUCUAAAGGACAGACUUGAAGCUUUCACUUCGGAUAAUUAUACUUCUCCAGGACAGGAAUCGAGACAGCCAGAUCCGUUGGAGAUCAUCAAGACAUCCAUGCAGACUCAAUAUGAUAUGCUUAUGAGUGCUACAAUGGCUCAUCGUGCAGCUGUUGACACUUAUUUUCAAAUGGCAAUUUCUGGAGAUGCUCCCAUCGAGAUUAAAGAUCAUUUAUUGAUGUUCAACCAAGGAUUUAGAGGAUUUGCCAGACAGAUCGCUCACGAAUACUGGACAGAUGAAUUACUUCGAGAUUAUGAAGAUAUAGAUGAGAAGCUAGAAUUUUUGCGACAAAUGUUAUACUCGCCUGCCGACGCAAAAAGCAAAAAAUAUGCAAUGGAAUAUGAGGAAUUUGGAGAGAUUGCAAUCAUUAUGAACGCCUACGACCAAUUCCACACUGAACCUGAGUAUAUGUCACAGGUGAUUUCUCAAGGAGUGGAGGUCUUGGAAACUCGAUGGAGAAGUUCCCGAUAUAGCAGGACUUGCGCGAAUAUCAUAAAGUUGGCUACAAGUAUAGUAAAUGGAAAGACUGCAGACCCAUUCGAUACGAUCAACAAGAUCGACGCUAAGAUACAAACAUUGAUCUUUUUGUUAAAUGGGGAAGAUAACAAGCGAUGCGAUUCGUGGACACCGACACUGGAUGAUAUGAUUAAGAGAAUGAGAAAGAUUUCAUCAAAUUUGUUUGAUAAGGUUAUGGCCACGGGGGGUAUUGAAAUGGAUGAAUAUGAUCCUAUCGAUGAGGAUGACAUAUCAACGGAUAAUGAUAUGGACGAUGAUAAUGAGGUGGAUUUCAUUCCUGGUCAGCCUGCUUGA
This is a messenger RNA of Botrytis fragariae, 2352 nucleotides long. RefSeq lists its product as uncharacterized. Lineage: Eukaryota; Fungi; Ascomycota; Leotiomycetes; Helotiales; Sclerotiniaceae. The coding region runs from base 1 to 2352 and encodes 783 amino acids. The record is from RefSeq and is a predicted model, not a curated record. The transcript is spliced from 4 exons.